AUGAAUGAUUUGAAACUUUUGGAAAUUUGGGGCUUACGAAUCACACAGGAUGAAGAAUAUGAUGUGGUGGUUCUCGGUACUGGUUUGACUGAAUGUAUCCUGUCGGGCCUGCUGUCUGUCGAUGGCAAAAAGGUAUUGCAUAUGGAUCGAAACGAUUACUAUGGUGGAGAGUCGGCUUCCUUAAACUUGACCCAAUUGUAUCGUAAAUUCCGUUCUGGUCAAGAACCUCCCAAGCAAUUUGGUCGAGAUCGUGAUUACAAUGUAGAUCUGAUUCCCAAGUUUGCCAUGGCUGCUGGAGAGUUUGUCAACAUUUUAUACCACACUGAUGUCACCCGAUACCUCGAAUUUCGUCAAAUCGCCGGUUCGUUCGUAUACCGAGAUGGUCGUAUCUCCAAGGUCCCUGCAAGUGAAGUCGAGGUCGUGACAACGCCAUUGAUGGGUCUUUUUGAAAAGCGCAGGGCCAAAAAGUUCUUUGAAUUCAUUCAAGGAUACAAGUUUGAUAACCCUGCUACUCAACAAGGAGUCAACCUCGAAACCGCAACUAUGGCCGACGUAUAUAAAAAGUUUGGAUUGGAGGCAGGCACUCAAGACUUUGUUGGACAUGCUCUCGCUCUUGAAUUAGACGACACUUAUAUGACUGAACCUGCAAAGGACACCUAUGAACGAAUCUGCUUAUACAUGAACUCGAUGGCAAGAUACGGAAAGUCACCUUACAUCUAUCCCAUGUAUGGUCUGGGAGAGUUACCUCAAGGUUUUGCUAGGCUAAGUGCAAUUUAUGGAGGUACAUACAUGCUCAAUAAGCCAAUUGAAGAAAUUGUAUAUGGAGAUGAUGGUCGUGUAAUUGGAGUCAAGUCGGAAGGAGAGACUGCCAAGUGCAAGGCUGUUAUCUGUGAUCCCAGCUAUGCUCCAGACAAGGUUAAGAAGGUUGGACAAGUAGUACGAGUAAUCACCUUCCUCACACAUCCCAUUCCCAACACGGGUGAUUCCGACUCGGUGCAAAUCGUCAUUCCUCAAAAUCAAGUCAACCGAAAACAUGGUGCGUAUGGACCUAAUUCAGCAAUGGCUGCAGAUGUGCAGGCUCCAACCACUGACCAUUACGUUGCCAUAGUGUCGACUUUGGUUGAGACUGAUAAUCCAGAAAAGGAAUGCGCACCUGCAUUGGCUCUAUUGGGUCCCAUUGCCGAAAAGUUUGUCGCAGUAUCAGACAUCUUUGAACCAAUCGCGGAUGGUACUGCAAGUGGCCUCUUCAUCUCAAACUCAUACGACGCUACAUCGCACUUUGAGACUGUUUGUCAAGAUGUGAAGUCGUUAUACAAGCGUGUGACUGGCAACGAACUCAAGGUCGAGGGCAAAGUCAAGAAGGACGGUGAAGAAGACGAGAAAUAA
Messenger RNA from Synchytrium microbalum, 1386 nucleotides. RefSeq lists its product as uncharacterized. NCBI's taxonomy places the organism in Eukaryota, Fungi, Chytridiomycota, Chytridiomycetes, Synchytriales, Synchytriaceae. Gene Ontology annotation, cellular component: cytoplasm. The transcript has 9 exons. The record is from RefSeq and is a predicted model, not a curated record. Bases 1 to 1386 code for a protein of 461 amino acids. Gene Ontology annotation, molecular function: Rab GDP-dissociation inhibitor activity. Gene Ontology annotation, biological process: small GTPase-mediated signal transduction; vesicle-mediated transport; protein transport.